This is a messenger RNA of Micromonas commoda, 3303 nucleotides long. RefSeq lists its product with no specific name. The record is from RefSeq and is a predicted model, not a curated record. NCBI's taxonomy places the organism in Eukaryota, Viridiplantae, Chlorophyta, Mamiellophyceae, Mamiellales, Mamiellaceae. The transcript has 2 exons. Bases 1 to 3303 code for a protein of 1100 amino acids.
AUGGAGGAUGAGGGGGGCGAUGCGGAGGCGCCGGUGAGCCUUGCGGAGCGGCACCACCGUAACCCGGACGGUGCCCUCCGACGCGACGUGUGGCCACGCAUCGUGGACUCGGACAUGAGGAUACCGAACCACUACGCUGCGCUCCUUGCGCUGGCGGGAGAGACGCCAGAGACGGCACAGCAGAUCGAGAAGGACUUGCCGCGCACCGGUGCGACCUUCGCAGUGCAGGGCCUGCUCAAGCCAGGCUUACCCAUGUGGGAAUCGCUUCGUAACGUCCUCACGGCGUACGCCGCGCACGACCCGGUCAUGGGGUACGUCCAGUCCAUGAAUUUCAUCGCUGCGUUCCUCCUGCUCGCGGGACUGAAGGAGGAGGAUGCGUUCUGGUGCCUCAUCGCGCUGGUCGAUCGCGUCGUCCCGGGCUACUUCAGCGAGGGCAUGGCGGCCGCCAAGCUGGACCAGAGGGUGUUCGCUAGGCUGCUGCACAUCCAUCUCCCCGCGGUCGGCCUCCAUCUCGAGACUCUCGCCCCGGAUAACAUCGUCUGCGGCAUAAUCUCAUCGCAGUGGCUCCUCACGCUUUUCGUCAACGUCCUCCCCACGGAUGUCACGAUGCGCAUCUGGGACCGGGUGUUCGCGACCGGCAGCCGCGCCCCCCUCUUCGCCGCGUGCAUCGCCCUGCUGACACCGCGGUCCAACGACGUCCUCGGAUGCAACGAGAUGGGCGAGUGCAUCGAGCUGCUGCAGGGCUUGGGAGACGACCUCGGGGAUGCCGACGCCGACGCGUUCCUCGCCGUCGUCGACGCGCACCUCGCGAACGAACUCUCGCCGCCAAAGGUGCUCCUCGAGACGGCGCGGGAGCGCGGCAGGUGUAGAAGGCCCUCCGACGCGGGUCUGCCGGACAGCGUGCUCGCGAUAGCCCCCGUGACGGAGAUUGACGAGCUCACCGCGGGGCUUUGUUCGGACCUCGAGGACGUGGUCGGGCGGAGGGCGCUACGGCGCGUGGACGCCGAGGACGGUAAGGCCUUACCUACCGAGGAUCUCGAGUGCGAUGAUUGGGAGAUGGCCGGGGACCUCGCGGCGGACGACGGGGCGUCCGAAGGCAGGGACCUCGCCGGUGAGAUUGAGAUGCUGCGGGACAUGGGAGAAGGGCCGUCGAGAGCCGCUUCGCCCGAGGAGUACGGCGACGAGUCGGAUUCCGAUUCGCCCAGGAGGUCGAUCGACGAGACGAGGAGGCGCGAGGAGUCCCAGUCCAUGGCGUCGGGUCUUCGUCUAUCCGUCGCGGAGGUGGACAGCCUCGCGUCGCGGCUGUGCGCGCUGGACGAGCGCAUCGACGCCCUCCCCGUGUACUCGCUCGAGUACCGACGCUGCGUCAAGACGCUCGCGUUGGCGCCGCUGAGCACCGUGCACAGCAGCAGGCUGGACCCUCUGCGCGACGAGUUUGUCCGCGGCGAGGCGGACUUCAGGCUACUGAUGCAGCGAGCGCUCGCGCUGGGGUCCGAGGGCCUGGCGUGGAGGCCAGGCGUGGGCGUUAAACUGUGCGAGUUCAACCCGGGCGGCGGGCUGUGGUCGUCUUGGGCCGAUUCGCUCUUCGAACACGUCGUGCUGCGCGCGGACGGGCUCCUGGAGAUACUGGAGAGGAUAGCGCUGGAGCUGAGCUGGAUCGUCGACGCGGUGCGCGGCGGCGGGGACGAAAAGGUUGGUGGGGCGGCCAAGAGGGUCGACGGGCGAAAAGGCGGGGAGGGUAAGGAGGGUGGUUCCUCGGGGCUCUCGACGGAGGGUUCGCCGCCGCGGCACGGAUGGGAAGAGGUUUCGUCCGGGGCCCCGGCGACAGCCGCGGGGGGCAGACGGCCAAACUGGAAGCGCGAGCCCGAACCGCCCCCGAGCGCAUCCGCGAUCGCCGAGGUGAGCGGCUCGCACGCGACGCGAGUGUCCAAGGAGUUGAAGGUGCUCCUCGCCGGGGUGGCGAAGGUUGCCGGGCUCGCCCGGGCCGAUCUCCCGUCUCUGGCGUCGAACACCGCCGACGUCCGCGCGGGUCUGCGGCGCCAGUCCGACGCUCUCGCCACCGCCGUAUCCGAGUGGGCCGCCGCGGCCGAGUCCAGGCGACGACGCAAGACGGCGUCGACCCUGAGGGCGGUGACCGCGGCGGCUAGAGACGCGACGGGGGCGUUUGCUAAAGCGGCGGGCGACGAGGACGAGGACGGCGAGGAGCUCGAAGCCUUCGAGGAUACCCCCGAGGCUCUAGAGGCUGCGUAUGACGACGAGGCGGCUCGCCUCACCGCCGCCGAGGCUGCGGUGGCGGCCGCCGCGAAAUCAAUCUCGCGCAGGAAGACGGCGGUGGAGCGGGACUCGAAGGCGGCGGCGGAAGUUCGGGAGCACGCGGCGGCGAAGAAGGCUGCGGCGGAUGCGCGCGAGGCUCGAAUGGAAAAGGUGGCCGAGGCCGUGCGACGCGCGCUCGACGGACGCUGCGCGCAGUCCCACCUCGACGAGUGCGACGCGCUGGCCGAGGACAUCGAAUCGCUCGCUCGCGAAUCGCUGCGGCUGUGGUCGGAUCAGAUGAGCCGGUGGGCCGAUUUUGUUCGUAAAGCCACGGCUGAGGUUGCCAUGGGAUACGUCACGGUGGUGGACGCAUCCACGCAGUGCGCGCAGGACCUCAUCGAAGAGAACCACAAGCUCGCCGCGACUAAAGCCGCGGCGCACGCCAACAACCACGGCAUCGGCGGUAUGCUCAGCGACGCGGCGGAGUUUGUCGCCGCCGAGGCUGGUCUCGUCGGCGUAUCCUCGCCCGCCGCGCCCGGCUCCGGUUCCGGGGGCCUCGGCAGCCUACGCGACCGCAUGAGGGAGCAGAGUAAGAAGGCCAUGAACACGAUGAACAGUUUGGGGGGUAACCUGACCCACACGCUGCAGGGCGCGACCGGCGGGUUCGGGUUCAGCAGGUUCAAGGCGGGCGGCGGCGGCGGAGGGAAGGACCCGUCGACCCCCGCCGGGGCGCCCGGAGGAGGGUCGAGGGAGGAGCUCAAGGACGCCGGCGGGUCCGCGACGCCGGAGCCGACGCAGCAGCCGAAGGGGACCGGCGGGUUCGUCAGUCCCCUGGACGCGGGCAUCGGGGAGCUGGUCAGGGCGGUGUCCCUGGGCUCGAGCGACGCCGACGGCGCGCCCAAGCCCAGGGCGGAGUCCCGGCAGCUCCAGACGCUCCGCGCGGACAUCGGCAAGCUGGAGGAGAGGAGGGACACGCUGGUGAGGCGCAAGCAGGCGCUCCGCGAGCUGAUCGUGUCGCAGACGAGGGCCAAACUCAUGUCCGGCGCGUAG